GCGGCGGCGGGGAGGGCGCGGCGCUGCGGGCCUGCCCCUGCUGCCUGCCCCCGCUGCCUGCCCCCGCGGCCGCUCUCCCGCCGGGCGCCGCGGCGACGGUUACUUAGCGGCUGGCAGCCGGCGGCCGCUCCCUCCUCCCUCCCUCCUUCCUCGCCGCCGCUCUCUCCGCCCGGGGAGCGCUCACACCGAGCGAGCCCGCGACGCGGCCCCGCCAUGACCAAGGAGGCAAAGAAGCCGUUCCGGCAGAGCGUGGCCGAGUGGCGGCAGUUCGUCUACAACCCGGACAGCGGCGAGUUCCUGGGGCGCACGGCCAAGAGCUGGGGUUUGAUCUUACUAUUCUACCUGGUAUUUUAUGGCUUCCUAGCAGCACUCUUCACGUUCACAAUGUGGGUUAUGCUUCAGACACUGAGCAGUGACAUUCCAAAGUACCGCGACCGGAUUUCUAGUCCAGGGCUUAUGAUUUCACCAAAGCCAGACACUGCACUGGAAUUCUACUUCAAUAAGAGUGAUGCCAAUUCAUAUGCACAAUAUGUUUCUACACUUAAAAAUUUUCUUGAAACAUAUGAUGAUUCAAAGCAAUCCGAAAGUAUAAACUGUACACCAGGAAAGGUUUUUGAUCAGAAUGAUGUUGCUGAUAAAAAGGCAUGUCGAUUUAAUCUCUCUGAGCUUGGACAAUGCUCUGGAAAGGAAGAUAAGACCUUUGGCUAUUCUAAAGGAACUCCCUGCGUGCUUGUGAAAAUGAACAGAAUAAUUGGAUUAAAGCCUGAAGGAGAACCAUAUAUACAGUGUACAUCUAAGACUGCAUGGGGAGCAGUGAAAGCCAGGGAACAAGACAUGGUUGAGAUAAAUUAUUUUCCUCCAGGAGGCUCGAUUGACUUAAUGUACUUUCCAUACUAUGGAAAAAGCUUGCAUGCUCACUAUUUACAGCCUCUAGUGGCUGUUCAACUAGCAAUUAACUCCAACAGUACCAAUGAAGAAAUAGCAAUUGAGUGUAAGAUCCUGGGCUCACCUAAUUUAAAAAACGAAGAUGAUCGUGACAAGUUUCUGGGACGAAUUGCCUUCAAAGUUCAGAUGACUGAAUAGCAGGAGUAAAAAGUUCUCCACAAAGUAAACGUUGUGUUGUCUGUUUUGUAUCAGCUGGACAUGCCAUUCUAGGAUAUGAGACCACCUUGGAGAAUGUUAAGGUGGCUUAUGGCAUUCAGGGUAGCAUAACAAUAUGCUUCCAAAUCGUAUGUUUAAAAUCCCUCAAAAUAAAUGCCUAUCAUGCUUCUGCCUGCCCCAUUGGAACAGUGUACAGACUAUAGUUAUGUCAUAGGGACCUGUAAAUAGCUGUUUUCAAACACUUAAUAAUGGUGACCUUUGUCCUGUUCUAAAAUGUGGUUUUAUCCCCCAAGUGAGUGUCUCAAGCUUAAUGUGCUGUGCUUUGUAAAUAUUGUAUUGAUUUAACACUGGUUUAACUGUCAUAUCUCAAUGCUGACACAGGUAUAGGGAUAAAUAAUAAAUGGUACCUGAUCGACACGGUGAUUUUUUUUUUUGAAAGAGUAAACACCUCCACGUAAACUGCGUGUAUGGGAGCUGGUGGGUGGAUGGAUGGAUGCCUGAGUGGAAAUGCCUUAAACUGUAGAUUGGGUGGCAUGGGAAAAUUACAAUGGAUUUUAAGAGUUGGUAUGGAUUUCAGAAAGUAAGUGCUCAACUAGUACUUUCUUGUGCUUGUCACUGUGCAAGUAUUGUGUACAUGUAAUACUUGGUAUAGAGUUUGGUAUUCUAGUUGAGGAAUUGAAUCUUUCUUCGUGUUGUUAAAUUGCUUGCGAUAUGUGGAGCACAAAUAAAAUCUAUACAAUAUUUUAAAACUUUCUAGUUCAGAAAUAUCAAUACAAAACAAUUAAGAUUCGUUUAGAGUCCUGGUAACAGUUGUACAACAGAGCUGCUUGAAAGAAACAGCCUCACUAUUGUGGGAAUAGACUUUGAUUUUUCCAAUUGAAAAUAAAAAUCAGAGAACCUCUUUUGGGGAGAGGGGAUUGUCUUGAUUAAACAUUCCUGUUUAAUUUAUAUACUCUGUAUCAUUGCAUCAUUUUAACAUACUUCAUGUUUUCUUGUGCUCUUUCAUCUUGUAUUUUCUGUCUAUUUCCUCAUCAGCCAUUUAAAAAAUGGGUGUCACAACUGCUUUAUAGAAAUUGGCUAUCGAUUUGGAGUGUGGAUUACUUGCAAUUUGAUUUAAUUUUUUUUUAUUAAUCCACUUGCUAAAAUGCCUACAACUAAGCUUAUUUGUGACUGCUCCUCACGUCAAACUGAGUUGACCCAUUAUACUGGGUUAUAGCUUCUGUAGUCUUGCUGACAUGGGGUUUAUAAUGCUGUUCCCCAGGGUUUUUGUUUCUGUUUUCUUGAGCACGUGGUCCACAUCCAGUGUGUUAUUCUCAGUAUUAAAGACUACAGCAAAUGAAAGACUAUAAUUUGUGCAAAUACUGGUUUGUUCUGUUAGUAAUAUCAUGGCCUAAAUUUGUUACUUAACAUGCUUUUAUGCCUAAUUCCUAGAGUGUUUCUAUACUUUAUUUAAACAAAUUAAGUGAAUGGUUACUAAAAUUCAAGAUCCAGUCUUAAAACCCUGCUUUGAAAAUGUUUGAGACCAGUGUAAACCACAUCAGUGCAAAAACUUUUAAAUACCUGUGCAAGCUUACACUGGUGAAUGUCUGGGAGAAGCUAAUCUUAAUUGGACUUUAACAGUGUUGAACCUCAUUAAAACAGAUUUAUAGUGACUGAUAUCAUUUAGCAUGCUUUUUUUGUUGUUGUCUACAAAAGAAAAAGUGAUGUUCCUCACAAUAUGCAAUGGAUACUUAUGUAAUGAUAGCAUGCAUCAAUAUUGAGCAAGACUAUUCUUUCAAAAUAUUCCGUUACUAAUGUUUCAAAUCAUGCAGUUUUAGAGCUGGGAUACCUGGGUUCUUGAAGAUACCGCUGAUUGAUAAUAUCUGUAUAUUAAUACUGCCUGAAAGUAUUUUAAGAGUCCUGACAGAACUUAAAGUGUAGAGGUUACAUCUGAAAAAGAGAAAUACUCUUCAUGUUAAAAAAAAAAAAAAAGUCACAUUUGUGUUCACUUAGAAAUGGUAAUAAUUUUUAGAGAAAUGCUCACUUUUCAAAUGAGUUGAUUGUUGCAACAAUUUCUUUCUACUUCUUUAUAUAGACAAAGCAUGAAAUGGCAAUUCUUCACCAGCACUUUUCAGACAGGUAGAACUCAAUAAAAUCCUGUUCUCCCUA
Molecule: messenger RNA, 3249 nt
Organism: Oxyura jamaicensis (ruddy duck)
Lineage: Eukaryota; Metazoa; Chordata; Aves; Anseriformes; Anatidae
Gene: ATP1B3
Product: ATPase Na+/K+ transporting subunit beta 3
Exons: 8
Coding region: 214-1083 (289 amino acids)
Biological process (GO): intracellular potassium ion homeostasis; sodium ion export across plasma membrane; intracellular sodium ion homeostasis
Cellular component (GO): sodium:potassium-exchanging ATPase complex
Molecular function (GO): ATPase activator activity
Source: RefSeq, a predicted model, not a curated record